This is a messenger RNA of Erinaceus europaeus (western European hedgehog), 955 nucleotides long. It is a transcript of the gene MTRES1, whose product is annotated as mitochondrial transcription rescue factor 1. Lineage: Eukaryota; Metazoa; Chordata; Mammalia; Eulipotyphla; Erinaceidae. The coding region runs from base 130 to 858 and encodes 242 amino acids. The record is from RefSeq and is a predicted model, not a curated record. The transcript has 4 exons.
UCGCUGAGCCAGCGGAGCCGGAAGGGGCGGGGCCCUGGUGGGCGGGGCUUAAAGGUCGGCGUCUUCGCGGAGGCUGCGGCGGGGAGGCCCGGCCGGGCGAGUAGCCGAGGUUCCCAGGUCCGACGCGCCAUGGCUCUUAGCCCUCUCAUCAGAUUGCCUGCCAGUGUCUUCAGAAAGCCCGGCGCCCGGGUUCGACUCUGGGGGCCACUGCAAGCCCGAAGGACACCGUCACACGCACCCACCGCUUCCCAGAGUCCGUGCUUUUAUUCUUCUAGCGUCAGGUUAAAUGCCUCCAGUCACAGAACACUUUUCCACAGCAUUUUCUCAGUAAGGCUCCCAGGACUGUCCGUCUCUCCGGAAUACAUUCUCCCAUUUUCCAUCCGACUCAAAGGCAACGUCGGUCCUAAGAAGACCACAAAAAAGACUCUGCCGAAAGCAGAAGACGAAGAGUAUUCCGAUGAAGAGAGUGCUGAUGAGGGGAGCGAGCUGGAAGGCGAGCUCAGGGAGGACCCUGAUGUGACGAAGGACUACAAAGACCUGGAGAAGGCGGUGCCGUCUUUCCGCUACGAUGUCGUCCUGAAGACGGGCCUAGACGUUGGAAGAAACAAAAUAGAAGAUGCGUUCUACAAGGGUGAACUCAGGCUGAACGGAGAAAAGCUGUGGAAGAAGAGCAGAACGGUGAAAGUGGGAGAUACGUUGGAUCUUCUCAUCCAAGAGGAUAAGGAAGCAGAAACAGAGACCGUGAUGCGGAUCCUGCUGAAAAAGGUGUUGGAAGAGAAGACUCAGAGUGAAAAGUACAGAGUGGUGUUGCGACGGUGGAAGAGUCUGAAGUUGCCCAAGAAGAAGCCAUUGAAAUAGGCGGAUGCUUGUGGGUGGUGACGCCGCCUCCGGGCUGUGCAGAGCGGAGCCAGCCGGAAAGGACCUCCCGAACGAAAUAAAGCUGUUACCGGGCGUG